CUUUCCUUUCACUAAACUGCUCAACACCAUCGCUGCCUUUGUUUGUUCAGAUCAGGAACCAUCUCUUGUGUCAAAACUCCCAAUUUUCUCCGAGUGUGUGUGUGUGUGUUUGAGUCAUGCAGCAGCAGCUUCUGCUGAAGUCUGAGGACAAAACGCAAGAGUUUGGUGAAGGAGGUCUGGAGCUUCCUGCUACACAAGCUGAGCGAUGGACGUCAUGGAGUGACGGAGCAGAACUUCCUGUACUGACUCAACCCGGUCUCGGAGUAACUACCACCACGGUGACCACCAUCACUCAGACGGGUGGAGACUGGAGCACGGGUCUGUUUGACGUGUGUGACGACGUCGGCACCUCUUUAGUAGGAGGGUUCAUGCCGUGUUGUCUGGAUGUGAUUUUGGCUCAUCAGUAUGGAGAGUGUUGGUGUCUGCCUCUGUUACCUGCCUCCACUUUUGCCCUGCGGGUCGCCUUCAGAGAGCGUUUCAAAAUCAGGGGCAGUGUGUGUGAUGACUGGGUGACGGUUUUCUGCUGCUAUUCUCUCGCUGUGUGUCAGAUGAUGCGGGAGAUGAAGAGGAGGCUGAAGAGACAGACAUACACUGUUACCACCACACUGGAGAGUUGCUGAGUGUGUGUGUAUGUGUAUAUGUGUGUGUGUGUGUGUGUGUGAGAGUGUGUGUUUGAGAGUGUGUGUGUGUUUGUGUGAGAGUGUGUGUGUGUUUGUGUGAGAGUGUGUGUGUGUUUGUGUGAGAGUGUGUGCGCGCGCUCUUGGAGGAAUAAAUAGCUGAACUGAAGGACUCUUCACUGUUAUGUACGACUCCAGUAGUGCUGGUGGUGACGUGGUGACGUGGUGACGUGGUGACGUGGUGAUGUGGUGACGUGGUGACAUCUGAUCCUGUUUUAUCUUUAGUCUACAUGUCUAAAUAAAUUCUAUUAUAAAUGCAGAAUGUAAUCAGCAGACAAUCAGCUGUUCAGUCACUCAGUAAUCUGAAGAAUCAAGAAGUUAAAUUGGACGUUUUCUAGAUUUCAGAAUGUUAUAUAUAACGUAUAAAGUCAACCAGCUGUGUGUGUUCAAGUGAAGGCUCACACACACACACACACACACACACACACACACACACACACACACACACACACACACACACACACACACACACACACACACACACAUCUCCUUUCUGGACUAAAAUAAAAUAAUUUCUUCAUA
Tachysurus vachellii is the source of this 1199-nucleotide messenger RNA. It is a transcript of the gene plac8l1, whose product is annotated as PLAC8 like 1. The record is from RefSeq and is a predicted model, not a curated record. The transcript has 3 exons. Bases 117 to 620 code for a protein of 167 amino acids. Lineage: Eukaryota; Metazoa; Chordata; Actinopteri; Siluriformes; Bagridae.